UAUAUGUGAAGAACUCACCUGGUUCUACCUCAUCACUGAGCUGCUGAACAAAGCUAAGCAGCAGCUGAUCUUUCUACAGAGGAUGAGGAUGUUUGAAAACUGCAUCAUCCACAGGAUCCUGACCAGCUGCAUCUCUGCAGAGACCACACCAUCUGCAGAGAGGGGCCCGGACCCAAGAGUAGGUUGUCAAAGCACCUGAUUCAGAUUGAGGAACAUUCAUCUUUUAGAAUGGCCUAGUCAAAGUCUAGAUCCUAAUCAAACUAAGAAUUUGUGGCAAGACUUGAAAACUGAUGUUCACAGAUGUUCUCCAUCCAUCUGUAGAUGUUCAAAGCUGGUGGAGACAAAAACCAACAGACAAGAUGUUGUUCAACAGAGCUCCGAGUCGGGGGGGAAUACAAAAGCACACCACACUUUUCAGAUUGAACUGUUUUUCUUCAGUAAGGUCUGAUCUAUAAAGCACCUGUAAAAUAUGCAGGCUGUGGCAGGAACUAAAGUGUGGAAUAAUUUACAGGGUGUGAAGACUUUUACAUGGCUUUAGACUUACAAACUUUUUUUGGCAUGUUAAGCAAAGGUUGAGCCUUAUGGAUCUGUUUUAAAGUUGACCUCUGAGAGGACUUUGACUUGUCAACAAUGACGACAUUAUCACAGCAAAGAAAUGGACUGAACUGGACAGAACUGGACAGAACUCAUGGACCUGAGAAGGAGGUGGGACUUUCAGUCCUUUAAAGUUAGCUGCACUAUUCCUGCAGAGGGCAGAAGUUUCCUCUUUCCUUCUAACGAGCUGCUGAUCACCCCACUGGACCUCCAUCUGCUCCACAAACAUCUGAUCAGGAAGAAGUUACGGCUGACAGAGAAUAAAACCAUCAGAACAGCAGAGAUGGCGUCCCAAUGCCAGGCUGGCUUGGUCCUGUUAGCCUCACUGAUCCUUCUCCUCUUCUGGACAACCAUCUCUGCUCUUUCUUAUGAUGACACACCAGAUGUCCCCUUACAACAUAACAGAGUUCAAAGAGACCUGCCAGCCAGGCCCAGAAACCAGGUGCAAUCAUCUACAGAGGUUGUCAAAGAAUCUUUGACUGCCAUCAAAGUAGUGAUUGAUGACAUUCCUGUUAAGAAAGUCACAGAUGUGAUGAAAAGCUUCUCUAAGAUGGCCAGCCUAUCACCUGGCAUCGGAACUCUGGUCGCAUGCGUUCUCGAUAUAGUUUUGGCCUUUGUCCCUCAGGAUGACCCAGUUCUGAUUGAGGUAAAGAAAGGGUUUGCUGAGGUGAACCGAAAGCUGGACUCUCUCUCCUUCCAGAUCUCCAACCUGGCAACAGAUGUAGAAUGGUUCAACUACGCCAGCGUCUACUCUAGAGACGAAGUCACCAUCCUCAAUGCCUGGGACAAGUUCAAUGACCUUCGUCAGAACAGUAACUUGGUGCAAAGUGCAGAAGACAGACUCAGACUGGCUGAAAUAUUUACCAGCUCCUAUGAAAACUCAGGAGCUGAGUCCAGUGUGUCCAAUCUUUACCGCUACCUGACAGUCAACAGCACGUCUCUGAGUGCAAACCUCAACAAUCUGCUGAAGAAGAAGUUUAAAUGUGACAUUACUAAGAUCGGUAAAUAUAAUUUGUAUUUUAGCAGCUUGUUGUGGAAGGGGAUGGUGCUAAACCAGUUCUACUGGAGACUGAUUGGUUUCAACACCACGACCAAAGAAGAUGAACAUGUGCAGAUGUUCAAGAAGGUUUCUGAAGCUCAGUUAGCAGCCAUAGACUACUGCUUGCAGAACUAUGAAGAUUACAUGAAGAAAGAUGUGGUGGAGACUGUCAAAGGACUCAGCACUGAUGACAAACAGGCCAUCGCUCUUAAGGUGAAAGAAGUUCUGGACCAGAAGUACAACUGGUACAACUGGGUGGUGGUGGUAUACAACAAGGCAAACAAAAACAAUCACAUCGUGUUUGAUGCCACUGAGAUUGAUGCAGGAGACACCAUUGUGCUUGUGAGUUACUAUUUCGAUAUAGGCAUAAAAUAUGCCACACCAUAUAAGGAAACUGCAGAAAAAUGUUUCAACAAUGAAUACUGCCAGAACAUCAGUAUAGAUCAAUGCCACAAAGAGGGUUGGGGAUCAGUUGAUUUAAUUGGGGCAGACAUGUUAAAGUAUAAUGGCAUGAUAACACAUGUCACCUAUGAUGAAGACUUUGCAGAGGUCCCAGCACCUGUUUAUCGAGUUGGCUGCUAUUGGUUUCCUGCUGGUGGUUUGGUUUCCAUACGGUUCAAAGACCGGAUACAUUUCUGCAGAUUGUAUUUAUGCCAGAACAAUGCAAAGUGUAAAAGAAUCCUAGACUCAAACGAAUGGUUUUGUCAAUGUCCCACUGGAUUCAAAGGAGAAUAUUGUGAGCAUCGCAUUGACACAAGAACAGCCCCAAAAAAGGAUGCCAUAUUUCCCCAUAUCAAACUCAUGCAAGACAGGAUACAAAACCUUGAGAACAACGUGGAAAAAAUCAUGAACAGAUGCCACAUUUCUUAGAUUUCUGCAGAAUACUGAAAGAUGACAUCAAGGAUUGAAUUCCAACCGACUGCUAAAAAAUAUCCGAAAAGAUGUCUUUGACAGAAAGAAACAAGAACAGAUAAAAUCCCCAGGAUUCCCUUGUAACUCAAUAAACCUCCACCAGAUGGCGCCACAUCUGUGUCCUGACUGUUAGAAGCUGGUCAUCAUGACAAGAUGUUACUGUCCACCAACUCCUGCAAUCUUCUGGUUUUUGUUGACAGGAACCAUCCAUGUUUCAGUAAAAUGAUUCUGAAUAAAUGACACAAUAGAUGGGAUGCUGUUUAUUCCUAAUGUAAAUCAACAUUAUUUGCAUUCAUUGGAAUUAAAUGUCUCUUUCCAUU
Girardinichthys multiradiatus is the source of this 2865-nucleotide messenger RNA. Its product is annotated as SE-cephalotoxin-like. The coding region runs from base 689 to 2503 and encodes 604 amino acids. The transcript is spliced from 3 exons. The record is from RefSeq and is a predicted model, not a curated record. NCBI's taxonomy places the organism in Eukaryota, Metazoa, Chordata, Actinopteri, Cyprinodontiformes, Goodeidae.